Molecule: messenger RNA, 4299 nt
Organism: Anthostomella pinea
Lineage: Eukaryota; Fungi; Ascomycota; Sordariomycetes; Xylariales; Xylariaceae
Source: the annotation of a GenBank genome assembly
AUGCCAAAGAGAGAAAUUAUUGGUUUACUUACCGCCCUGGGCCUCUGUGCCCAGGUGGCCAAAGGUCAGCUCGACCCGGACUGCAACCCGCUCAAAGCGGACUGUCCGACGAAGAAGGCUUGGCCGCAGGCCAACUAUCACAUCGACUUCACGAAGGAGACGUCGGCCCCGCCGAACUGGAUCAUCGCCAACUAUGAAGAAGUCAAGUUCGGACCGAAGGGAGCCGAGUUCACGUACGGCGCGAGGAACGACGCGCCGAAUAUGUGGACCGACUUCUACAUGCUGGGCGGGCGCUACGACGUCGAGAUGCAGAUCGCGCCCGGGCAGGGCAUCAUCAGCAGCGCCGUGCUGUGGUCGGACAUCCAGGACGAGAUCGACUGGGAGUUCUCCGGCAACCAGCACGGCGAGCAGCCGUUCCCGCCGGCCGACGGGCUGUGGACGGUCGAGACGAACAUCUUCGCGCAGGGCAAGAUGUGGGACGGCGCGGCCACGUACCAGAAGGACUCGGUGAGCCCGACGACGCAGUUCCACACGUACUCGGUCGACUGGGACGAGAACCACAUGGACUGGCUGGUCGACAACAAGGUCGUGCGCAGCGUCAAGGCCACGGACACGCCCAGCGGAUUCAACUUCCCCCAGUCCCCGAUGAAGCUCCAGCUUGGACUUUGGGGCGGCGGUGAUCCGGCCAACAGCUACUGGACCAUCCAGUGGGCCGGCGGCGAGAUCGACUUGAAGAGCGUUCCGUACAGCAUGUACGUGCGGAGCGUCAACAUCACUAACAAGUAUCCUGCGUGCCAGUACAAGUACACGGACAGGAGCGGGAAAUUCGCCAGUAUCGACAAGAUCCAGGAUGGCUGCAAUUCCUCAUCGAGCUCCGCCGCUGCGGCCGCCACGCCCAAAAUCAUCAAGGAUUCGGCUCCUGUCAGCUCAUCUGCUAUGUCCGAGAUGCCCAUGGCCAGCAGCUCCCAGAGUGCCGCCGCCGUCAUUUCACCGGCUAUCCAUCUCGCCGCUGACCAGUCCUCAGCCGGCUCCUCGAGCGCCGCGGCCGCGGCGUCGUCCGUUCCCGGUGGCGUCGUGUCCUCAUCAUCGUCUUCCGCGGGUGUAGCGGCCCCUUCGUCAGCAUUUUCAUCUGCGGGGGCUUCUUCUUCGGUGCCGACUUCAAGCGGUGGUAUCCUGAGUAGCAUAAGCUCUUAUAUCCUGGGAACGAGCAGCAGCGCGGCGCCCUCGUCGGGAAUAUCAUCAGGGGCCUCGUCAUCAGGCUUGAGCGAGUCGAGCUCGGCAGCGGGCUCAAGCUACCCAGCAUCGUCAUUGGCUGCCUCCAGCUCUAUCCCAGGCAGUAGCUCGGGCAGUUCAGGUCUUUCUUCCAGCGUCGGGGCAUCCAGCUCGGGUGCCGCCAGCUCAGGAAGCGGCUCGAGCUAUCCCGCAUCGUCCUUCGGUGCGUCCAGUUCUGCGGCCCUCUCCUCCAGCUCCGGUGUACUGUCUGGGAGCUCCGGUCCAUCUUCCGGCGUCCCAGAGUCUGCCUCUGCCAAUGCAACUUCAGGGGCAGCAGCCAGUUCCGGAAUAUCAAGCUCAGCCGCCGUCAGUGGCAGCGUCUCCGCACCGCUGUCCUCCGGAAGCGCUGUCCCGAGCGGAAACAGCAGCAGCGCCGCAGAUGCUGUCGUCGCGAGCACAACUUCCACUGUCUACUCGACCAACAUAUACACGGUCACCUCCUGUGCGCCUACUGUGACGAACUGCCCCGCCGUUCUCGGAAAGGUCACUACUGAGCUGAUCUCUAUAACGACGACCGUUUGCCCCGUCACCGAGGCGGAGAGUGCGAAGCCUACUGGCUCUAGCUCUGUGGACGCAGUCACUUCCUCGAAACCUGUAGGCUCCAGCUCCGUUGCGGCGGUCAGUUCUUCAGUGCCUGCUGGCUCCAGCUCCGCGGCGGCAGUCAGUUCGUCAGUACCAGUGGGCUCCAGCUCCGUGGCGGCAGCCAAUUCUUCAGUGCCCUUGGGCUCCAGCCUAUCCACAGUCAUGUCCUCGGUAUCGGCCGCGAUAUCCUCGGCCGUCUCGGCCAGUAUCUCCUCCCUGAACAGUACAGCCGCUGCUCAGACUUCGGCCAUUCAAUCGGAGACGAUGCCCACGACGUACAGCGUCAGCUCAGAGAUCACCACGUCCACGAUGUCGACGGUCUAUUCCACCACCGUCUAUACCGUUACUUCUUGUGCCCCAACAGUCACAAACUGUCCUGCCAAGCUGGGCCAGGUGACCACGGAAGUGGUGUCUCUGUACACCACCAUCUGCCCAGUCACCAAGACCGUGCUGGAUGGCAAGACUUUCGGAGGAAGCGUCGUGGCAGCGGUGACUGCCACUCCUACAUCCUCAUUCCUUGCUCAGAGUGUUGCUGUCAACUCCACUCAACCCGCGACUUCGGGCAGUUCCAGCAUCCCUGUCGCCAGCUCCAGCAUCCCUAUCACCAACUCCAGUAUCCCGAUCGCCAGCUCUAGUAUCCCUCCCACUAGCUCUGCCAGCCCCGUCAGCAGCAGCUAUGUGCCCUCGGUGGGAACAUCUUCGUCGGUCUCGACCUCCAACGUUGUAUUCGCAAACACAACAUCGUCUUUGGUCGAAGCCAUGUCGACAGCGGCGACCAUGGCAGCCUCCUACUCAUCGACCGCUCCCUCCAUCGUUCCGCUGACAACCUCGACAGUGUACUCGACCAACAUCUAUACCGUUACGUCUUGUGCCCCAGAAGUCACAAACUGUCCCGCCAGGCUGGGAAAGGUGACUACAGAGCUCGUUUCAUUGUACACGACCAUCUGCCCGGUUACACAGGUUGAGUCUGCAAGCUCUUCAGCCACGCCCGUCAGCAUAGCGCCAUCGUCGUCGUCGUCGUCGCCCAAGCUCUCGUCGAUUGUUGCCCAGAACAGCUCGAUAGCUUCCACCGCUCCCGUGGCAAUAUCACUGACUGCUGCCAUGACAGGAUCAUCAUCUGUUCCCGUGACAUCUUCGGCUGUCCCUAUGACGACAUCCACUGUGUACACCAGCAGUGUAUAUUCGAAGAUGGGUUCGAUCACAACAGAGAUGGUUGCGCUGUACACGACUGUGUGCCCCGGGAAGGAAGCAGAGUCCUCGGCAGUGCCGGUCCAGCAACAGUCUUCAGCAUUGCCCGUGACAUCAAUACCCCCUGUGACUUCAACCGUCAUGGCACCGUACAACUCAUCCGUCAAAGCGGCGUCUUCCACCCUAGCAGUCACAGGCAGCUCCAGUGCUCCCUUCGCCGUCCCCCUGAACACCACCAAGGCAGCGCCCUCGUACACCACGUCUACCGUGUACUCGACGAACGUCUACACGGUCACAUCCUGCGCCCCGGACGUCACGAACUGCCCGGCCAGGAUCGGUGCCGUCACGACUGAAAUCGUCGCUGUUUCCACAACCGUCUAUCCCGUGACAGAACAAUCCGCAGCCCCGGUCGUGACAUCCGCAGCUCCGGUCGUGACAUCCGUGCCUCCGGUAGUAGGCCAGGAAGCGCCCGCAACGAAGGCCAUCCCGUCCAGCGCCAUUGCAUCCUCAGUACCCGUAGCCGACGUCCCAAGCUACAGCAUGAGCGAAUUCGAAAGCACCAUGACCAUGGCCUCCUCCGCGCCCCCGGUCGUCGCCGGCAGCUCCUCCCCCACCGACGCCGACGUCAUCAUCGCGACCCAAGCGACCGCCGCGCAGCAGAACACCCUCCCCUCUUCCGCAGCCGCGACCACGCCCGUCGACAAAGCCGUGCCCACGACCCCCGAGGCCGUCACCGCCAUGACAUCGUCCGUCACCAACGUCCAGACCGUCUACCAGAGCCUGUCGCAGGUGGCCCAACAGUCGUCGCAGGUGGUCCAACAGCAGGUGGCGAGCGAGUGCCCCGUCUGCGCGCCGACGACCGUGUACGCCACAACCACCGCCACAGCCGCCGCCGUCACCGUUACCGCCACCGUCACACAGACGGUCGCGACUACCGUCACGAGCACCGUCAUGCCGCCCUUCCCGAUGUCCUACGGCACGGGCACGGGCACGGGCACGGCUCCGCUUGGUACUGGCACCGGCGUGUUGGGUUAUUCGGCAUCGGCAUCGGCUUCCGCUUACGCUUCGGAUGCUGCGAGCAGUAGCGACGCGGCUAUGAGUAGUACGGAUGCCUCCAUUGAUGACACGAGCGCUACGAGUACACAUGCUUCCGUGGACAGCAUGAGCGCUACGGAUACUUCCAUGCCCAUGAGCACCGCGCCGAUGCGUAGGUGGUUCAGGAGAGGCAACGCCCAUGGGCACGGCUAUAGGCAUUGA